GCACCUGCGUUACACCUCGUCAAGGACAAUGUCCACGACAACAAAUCGCCCACGCUACGGCGCCAUGAAGCGCCCGCAUGACCUCUCAAGCGCAUGUGAAAGCGACGACAGCUGCCCCCGCGCCAACCCGCCCAAGCGGCACAAGCCCGACAGCGACAACAACGAUGAUCUGCCAUCCCACACCUCCGCGCCAGUCAACGACUCGCGCGGCGACGUCACUACCGAGGAAGACGGCGGCGGCAAGAAUCUGGAGCGCGCGCCCUCGCCAGAGACCGUCAGCGCCAUCUCGUACCGCAACGAUACCCUAGCCGCCUUCAACAUUGUCGUUGGCUCCGAGCUGCCGCCACGCCUCAAGGAAUGGACGGAUGGCAUACUGGAGUGGGCACGCAAGAACGUCGCGGACUGGGAACGAUUCAGAGCGACGGCUGACGAAUGGAGGCGCACGAGCACGGAUAUUGAUAGCAGGUCACUGGGCAAAGAGGAGUGGACAUCGUCGCUUCAGAACGCCAUUACCGGCGUGAUGAGCGCACAGUCGGAUGACCUAGUUCACUCUAUCAAUAGCAGUGCAAUGGCCUGGGUACCAGUGCUCCUGCCUAGGGAACGUAAAGGUUUCUCGGCACCCAAGUCCGGAUUAAAGACGCCUCGCCCGGACUCCUACGUCGGUUUCACCACCGCGGCCUUCACGACCGGGCCGCCCUUCCUCAGCAACUAUUUCCUUAGCAACUUGAAUAUCUGCGGGGCCGGACACGCUAGCACACCCAGCCCCGAUCCUUUGGAUUGCCGUUACCCGUUCCUGAUCAUCGAAGCCACAAGCGGCGCCACGGGCGGCCUUUUGCAGGCGCAGAACCAAGCCGCACUGUCGGGCGCCUGUGCGCUGAACAUCUUGCAGGGACUCAAGAAGAUGGGUGCUAAGGCUAGGCGAUCUUCGCACGAUACUACUACUGUCUCCAAACGUAAUCGCGAAAAGCGAGAGCACUACCUCGCCGACCGUACUCUCAAGGAGCAGCGGGAUGCGUGGGUGGCGGCGGCUUCGAAAUGGAUUCAUCCACAGCCUCCUCAGCUUGCCGUCUUCUCGCUGACGACAGAUAGCAGCGUCCACGAGCUGUGGAUCCAUCACUUCAACGCCGCGAAGGAAUACCGCAUGUCCCGACUGGGCGUUUUCGACUCGACUGACCCGAAGAGCCAGGACGAGCUGUUGGUGCGGCUGGCGGCAAUUGCGGCAUGGGCUGAUGGGGAGUUCCGAGAUUGGUUGGCGGACAACCUUGGCGAGUAUGCGGAGCUAUCUGUUAAAGGCAGAUUAUAGCUGGCGAGAGUUUGCGCGCCGGUUUGCAAGCCUGGACCGUCAUGGAGAGGGGAUUGUUGUAUGCCGUUGCCGCUAGAGCCAAAAGAAUAUGGUAGUUGUCUUCUUGGAGAGUGGAAGCUGCUGCUGGCGCAAGUGUUGGGACCAGUCUUGCGACAAAGAGCUGUUUCCUCUAACUCACCUUCAAUUGUACACCCUCGCCCAAGCCCACCCUAGCAAACCUAGGUCGGAGGACGUCUUCCCAGGUUC
This is a messenger RNA of Aplosporella prunicola CBS 121167, 1549 nucleotides long. RefSeq lists its product as uncharacterized. Bases 29 to 1303 code for a protein of 424 amino acids. NCBI's taxonomy places the organism in Eukaryota, Fungi, Ascomycota, Dothideomycetes, Botryosphaeriales, Aplosporellaceae. The record is from RefSeq and is a predicted model, not a curated record. The transcript has a single exon.